Molecule: messenger RNA, 651 nt
Organism: Penicillium nucicola
Lineage: Eukaryota; Fungi; Ascomycota; Eurotiomycetes; Eurotiales; Aspergillaceae
Exons: 1
Coding region: 1-651 (216 amino acids)
Source: RefSeq, a predicted model, not a curated record
AUGAGAUCACCGCAGAACUUCUUCUUGAUGAGCUCCCUCCACGAAUGCCCACGCCAGAGGAGAUUAGUCUUAUUCUUCACACCCCGGCGGUCCGAUGACAUCAUUCGCCGGAAGGCAUACUAUUUGUCUAAGGAUAGCGUGCUUGUUUUUCUUCGGACCCAUUAUGACCCGGAAGAUGAUGGCAAAAUGAACGAAUGGGUCUAUGAAACCGAUCUGUUCGAGGACAACUCCUGGUGGGCAUGUCUCAACAAUCCACACUUGUUCAAUUUCGGCUCAAAUUGGCAGCGGGUAUACGAAAUCAUGCCCGAGGUAGCUGGUUUCGUUGAUCGUACUCAACGAUUCACUCACCCAAGAGAACUAAACUGUUUUCGAGCAUCGUUGAAAAAGGGUCCACGUACGAAGGAACAAAAGGGCGCCGAUGAGUGUAUAAAGAAGCGGCUUAAGAUACCUGAGGAGUCAGAGAACCGUCUACAUGAUAUCAAGAUAGCGGCAUAUAUUGUCAUUGCUUAUCAAGAGGCUUUUCGGUCUGGGCUGUUACGUCUGCUCUGUUUGGAUGAUCGACAAAACAUUAUUCGGGAGGUACGCGUGGAUCAGAAGCCAGCUGAGAUCACGAAACUUAUCUUGCAGAGGGACCCUAUCCUCGGACUGUGA